This is a messenger RNA of Neolamprologus brichardi, 1546 nucleotides long. The record is from RefSeq and is a predicted model, not a curated record. NCBI's taxonomy places the organism in Eukaryota, Metazoa, Chordata, Actinopteri, Cichliformes, Cichlidae.
CGAACCUGUUUGGUGAAAUCCGCCGUUUGUCAGUCAACACUACUGUAUCCUCCUCCUCGCUUGGCAUCAUCCUGUUGUGUGCCCACCUAGUUCCAGCGACGAACGACCCGAAAGCUUUCUGCUUGAAGUGAAUAUAUUUCUAGCAAAAGCCGCCGGCUCGGCACGCGUUUUUCAGAUUUGUUUUCGGCCGUUGUCGUAGCCUUUUAUUUUAUCGUCAAAAUGAGCCAAGAUGUAAUAGGCUGCUGUGUAGUUAUUGCUAGCUAGGCAGUCAAAUUCCUUCAACCAGCAGCCUGCUGCUUCAAUCACUGCGGGUUGACACAUUUUAGCCGAGGCGCUGUUUAGUGAGCUAGCGGGCUAGCAGGGCAGCCUCCGUAGCCGUUACGUCUAAUUUAGCCAGCGUUAGCUGAUGUAGUUACUCGGAAAAUAGGCGCGGUGCUGCGGUGUGGAUAGUGCAAUAUAGAUUACCACUCUAAUAUUAGCCUACUGACAAGGGGUCUUUACUUUUACAGCCUAAACGGGCUUAUCUAGCGUUGGGGAGAGUGCACAGAUAUCAGCUGUUACGGGUUCGGAUGUGGCGACUCUGCGGUCUUAAACCACUUUUAGCGGAUUGAGAAGAUUAAAUUAAAGAAGGUAAAAUUGGAUCUCCCAGUGACACACGAGGGGUUAAUGAUAUAAACGGGUAUUAAGUGGCUAAUCUGUGGCAGCUGGAGUCAUUUUAAUAUUAGCUGUAUUAAGAGGCGUGCAGGCUGAGAGCAUCUCGGGGAGGCCCCACCGUCUCCUGGCUCCCUCCUCCCUGUCCGAAUCUCCCGUGAUUUGCUGAGAUCGCCCGGUUGAAGUCGCAGUUGCUCUCGGCCGGGGGGACAACUUGACAGCGAGGCCCCUUGGCUAGUCUCCCCCCACCCCCUCCCCCAGUCCUAUCCAUCCAUCCACUCGUCCGGUCCGGCACUACUACUACUACCACCACCACCACCUCCUCGCUAGAGACAGAAGCGAGGAAACCGGGGUUCGGGAGAAGCUGAAACCGUGGGCAAGUGUUCGUUAGGUCCCGCCUGAACCGGGCUGCCAAAAACCAGUGGGGAUGACUCUGGAGUCCAUGAUGGCUUGCUGCCUGAGCGAAGAGGCGAAGGAGUCGAAACGAAUCAAUGCAGAAAUUGACAAACAACUCCGCCGAGACAAGCGAGACUCCAGGAGAGAGCUGAAAUUACUGCUGCUCGGUACAGGAGAAAGUGGCAAGAGCACCUUCAUCAAGCAGAUGAGGAUCAUCCAUGGAGCUGGAUACUCUGAUGAAGAUAAAAGAGGCUUCAUUCGACUUGUUUACCAAAACAUCUUCACCUCCAUGCAGUCCAUGAUCCGCGCCACUGAGACCCUCAAGAUCCCCUACAAAUAUGAAGACAACCGGGUAGUCCAGCUCCUCCAGGAUGGCACGUCUGCAUGUCCUGUCAAAAGAAGGUUUUCCAUGUCUCCCUGCAAAGUGUGGAAGUGUGGAGACUGGCCUUUACAUGAGGAGAGCUGGUAUCUGGUCCUGUAUGUGACGAGGAACAGGUGA